ACGGUCCUCAGCUGGUUCAGGUCAUAUCAAGAAGGGAGUGGUUACUAUGUGAUCAUAAGCAACUAAGUAUCUGAGUGGACAAUCAAUGGCGUGUGGAGUCCCACAAGGCUCGAUUCUUGCACUGCUCCUGUUCAACCUGUAUAUAUUCCCAAGAGGCCAAAUUAUGAAAAAGAACCAAAUUGCGUGCCAUAGCUAUGCAGACAACACCCAGACUAUCGCCAAAUGACUAUAGCCCCAUAAACUCUAUGGCUAGAGCACGUUGCUCAAGCUUUGGUGAUUUAAAGUUAAGGGCAAACCUCGGUUUAUGCCACAUUUGCUCACUGACAUUUGUUUGACAAGUGCAUGAGAACAUUUGCUCUGAGCAUUUAAACAUCAGAUAAUCUUAAUCUAUGAGUAUUCAGUGCAGUGUGUUAAAUUAAACACAUUAAACGUAUUUUUACACAUGCAAAAUGCGUUUUUACAAUACUUUCAAACAUCUGAUAAAUGUAAUAAAAUUUACUUUUUGAACAGGUAAUGCUGUGCUCAUGGGUGUGUUUUGGCAAAAAACUAUCCACACAAAGACCUGCCAGACACGUUUUACUUUACGUAAGACAUAUGAUACAGAGCCACAACUUUGCAGCAUUGAUGAAAGAUGAAAGUUAAAGGAUAAAUCUCCGUCCACUCAACUCACAACACAUACUGUAUAAACGUUGGGAAUCUUGCUGUCUGUCAUAUAUUGCACCUGGUUUCUUCAAAUCACAACAAGUGAUUUCAGACAGUUGAUAAAAUGCCUGCCAUCCUCUCUGGUACAUGGGAUAUGGUCAGCAAUGUCAACUUUGAGGGAUACAUGAUUGCUUUAGGGAUCGGCCUGUAUACCCGUAAAAUUGCCCUUAAGCUGAAACAUCGUAAAGUGAUCGAGCAGGUGGGAGAUUGCUUUGUGAUCAAGACACUCAGCACUUUCAGAAACUACACUCUUUCCUUCAGAGUGAAUGAGGUGUUUCAAGAAUUUACAAAGGGACUGGAUGACAGACACUGCAAGUCCCUGAUGAAUUGGGAGGGAAACAGGAUGGUGUGCGUUCAAAAGGGCGAGAAAAAGAACAGAGGCUGGGCGCACUGGAUUGAGGAUGAUAAACUUCAUUUGGAGUUGUACUGUGAAGAUCAAGUCUGCAAGCAAGUUUUCAAACAGGUUGUCUGAGGCCCUGUGGUGGCAUUUAAGACUUAAGAGAUGAUGCACUGAUGUAAACAAAGUAGUUUACACUUCAAAAUCCGAGGAACAUGGGGCAAAAGGGAGGAUCAAGAGUUCCAGCCUAUGUCCCAAAACCUAGGCAGAGAGGCUUGCAGACUGAGCUAGUGUUGUUGAACAAAUGAAAGUCUAGGACAUGAAUUAUGUUGCAACUAGAGGGCGACAUAAGACCAUUUACAAACAAACACUGUUCAGACUGGUCAACAGUUUGUUGGAAAACAUUGUAAUUUGUUAAUAGUUUCCGAGAGAGGAGCCACUUUCACAAAGAUGAAGCUAUGUGCCAAGUAUAACUUAAUGGCCCUGAUUUUAUGUAAUUAAAUCCAGAAUCAUCAUUUCACCAGAAUAUGAUGCAUUAAGAUCAAGUCACCUUUUUAAAUAAAUUUAAUUUAGAUCAUUUUUAAGGCUGUUUUUAAGCUUUAUUUUUAAAUUCAUUUCUGCAUGUUUAGUCACAUCUAAACAUGGUUUGUAAAUGUAGUCAUCAGUCAAGUGAAAGUCCUGUAUUGCACAAUUAAUUUUUUUUAAAAAACACAUGUACAUAUUUGUCAGUGCCUAGUUUGUAACAUCUUUAU
Myxocyprinus asiaticus (Chinese sucker) is the source of this 1791-nucleotide messenger RNA. RefSeq names its product retinoid-binding protein 7-like. The transcript is spliced from 4 exons. Bases 767 to 1174 code for a protein of 135 amino acids. Lineage: Eukaryota; Metazoa; Chordata; Actinopteri; Cypriniformes; Catostomidae. Gene Ontology annotation, cellular component: cytosol; nucleus. Gene Ontology annotation, biological process: fatty acid transport. Gene Ontology annotation, molecular function: fatty acid binding. The record is from RefSeq and is a predicted model, not a curated record.